AUGGCUAGUGUUGGGCCUGUGAAAACGAAAACUGUAACACUAAAAGAGUUAACUCCCCCCAUUCCCUCGCCCGAAAAGUCAGCGUGUAAGGGUGCAAAACCCGACUCGAAUCACAUGGCCCUGGUACCAGUGAAACCGUCCCAACCCGGAUCAGGUAAGUUGAUAACACGUACAAGGUUGCAGAGAGAUUCACUUAUUUCGCAGCAGCAGCGCGAUGCACUUGUGGUGUCAUCCUUUGGUAUUGGAACAACCCGACAUGGUCAGCCCGAUAACACAACCUCCUCUAUCAAAGAUGGAUUUUCCACCGCUGCCGGGGGCGUUAACUGCGCGUCGGUUGUGGUGGCACAAAGUGAAAAGGACUCGGUCCGUUUUCAUCUGUGCGUUGAUGCAUUAGCAGAGGGAUGUGUAAACACAUUUAUUCAUCUCUUUCACCUUUCACACAGGGAUCCGGUGUGCGUUGAUCAACUCGCACAGACCCUCUUCACAAUUCCUGACGAAAAAUUAGUGUGGGUGAAGAGUCAACUGGCUGCUGUGGAGGUGUUAAGGAGACAGAGUGAGUUUCGUGAUGUAUGCGAGCGUUGCCAAUUGCUUGCGGAUUAUUUCGAAAGUGAGCGGGAUUGUGACGAGGCCGCGUGGCAUUAUGACGUGGCGCUUCGCAUUGCGAUGGAAUCGCUGGACCGCCCACUUGAGCAGGAGGUGCGUUUGUCGUUUGGUGCGUUCUUUGAGAGGCACAAGCAACUCAGGAAGGCAAUUGCUUUAUUCGAAGAGGUGUACCACCUUGCCAUGGCACUAAAUGACGUUGAGACGGCGGUAGAGGCCAAUUAUCGCCUGAUACGUACUUACUUGAGUCUUAGUGCGGAGUUGAAGGAUACAAAUCCAAAGGAAGCUAUCAGUUUCCUUGAGCGGGCGCUGGAUAUGUCGCAACGUGUUAAGAGUUCGAAGGAUGAGGCCGACUCAUUGCACGCACUUGGCAACAUUUACGAAAGCAUGGGUGACUUCCGGAGGGCACUAGAAUACCAGAAACGGUUCUUUGAAGUUGCGAGGGCGGCGAACCUUGUUGAGCGUGAGAAGCGGGCCUCUUUGUGUGUUGCGAGCAUGCAGGAGCGCAUGAAUAUGACAGACGAAGCUGUACAUUCCUUGCAAUGCGCAUUGGAACUCUCUGAGAAGGCAGCUGAUAUAGAGGGCGUUUACCGAGCAACAAUGCAACUAGGUCAGGCGUACGACAGUAGCGGUGAUCAUGAAAAGGCUCUCAUGAGUUAUCGUGCUAACUUUGGGGCGGCUCGAAAGUUAAACAACAGCGACCUAACCGAUCAGGCCCGCGUGGCUCUAGGCUUUGCACUCGGUGAACAUUAUCUCAAGCAUGCGGGGGGAGGACGCGGAUAUGUGCCAAUUGUAUGUGAUGAUGUAAAGGCACAACUAGAGUGGAUGAGUAAUGGCAUCUUGUAA
Messenger RNA from Trypanosoma brucei brucei TREU927, 1446 nucleotides. RefSeq lists its product as hypothetical. The transcript has a single exon. Lineage: Eukaryota; Euglenozoa; Kinetoplastea; Trypanosomatida; Trypanosomatidae. Bases 1 to 1446 code for a protein of 481 amino acids. Gene Ontology annotation, molecular function: protein binding. The record is from RefSeq and is a predicted model, not a curated record.